This is a messenger RNA of Anas platyrhynchos (mallard), 2325 nucleotides long. It is a transcript of the gene SMYD3, whose product is annotated as SET and MYND domain containing 3. Gene Ontology annotation, molecular function: histone methyltransferase activity; protein binding. Gene Ontology annotation, cellular component: nucleus. NCBI's taxonomy places the organism in Eukaryota, Metazoa, Chordata, Aves, Anseriformes, Anatidae. The record is from RefSeq and is a predicted model, not a curated record.
CGGGCGGCGUGACGUGGUGGGAGGGGCCGCCCAUUUUGUGUGUGGCGGCAGCAUGGAGGCGGCGGCGCUACUGGAGCGGUUCUGCAGCCCGGGGAAGGGCAGCGGGCUGCGCGCCCAGCGGCGGCUACGGCCCGGCGAGCUGCUGUACCGGGCCGAGCCCUUCGCAUACGUGGUCAGCAAGGAGCUGCUGGGCGGCGUGUGCGAGCGCUGCCUGCAAAGGAAUGAACAUCUGCACAGAUGCUCUCAGUGCAAGGUUGCUAAAUACUGUGGUAAAUCUUGUCAGAAAGAAGCUUGGCUGGACCACAAGCAAGAAUGCAAGUGUCUUAAGAGCAUCAAGCCUAAUUUUCCUCCAGACUCCGUCAGACUUGCUGGCAGGAUUGUUUUUAAACUACUUAGACAAUCAGUAUGCAUUUCUGAGAGACUCUACUCUUUUUCAGAUCUUCAGUCAAAUACUGAACAACUAAGUGAAGAAAUGAAAGAUGGCCUCAGGCACCUUGCGCACACCUUGCAACUGUAUCUGAAAGCAGAGAUCCAGGAUGCGUCUCACUUGCCAGCUGCAAUUGACUUUUUUCAGAUCUUCACAAAAGUGACCUGUAACUGUUUCACCAUCAGUAACGGAGAGAUGCAGGAUGUUGGUGUUGGCCUGUAUCCCAGCAUGUCUUUACUGAAUCACAGCUGUGACCCAAACUGUGUGAUCGUUUUUGAAGGAUACCAGCUUUUACUUCGCUCAGUCCGAGAGAUCCAGAUUGGUGAAGAGCUCACCAUCAGCUAUAUUGAAUCACUGAUGCCCACCAGUGAACGCCAAAAGCAACUGAUGCGCCAGUAUUGUUUUGAAUGUGACUGUCAUCUCUGCCAGGAUCAUGAAAAGACACCAGAGUCAGUAAUCCGUGAAGAUAAGUGCUAUAUGAACAGCCGAUAUCAAUUACAUGAGGAUGCUGAGAAAUUGGCAGGUGAAGAGAGUGCCUGGAAAGAAGUCAAAGAUGCUGUAAAUGAAGUGAGAUAUCCGAAAUCAAAAGAAGAGUGGGAGCAGGUUCUGGCAAGAUGUCAGAGUCUCUUGAGCGGUGACACGGGUCGUCUUCCAGACACAAAUAUCUACAAGCUCAAAAUGCUCGACUGUGCCAUGGAUGCCUGCAUCAACCUUGAAGCCUGGGAACAAGCUUUGUGUUAUGGCAACAGGACUCUAGGACCAUACAGACUGUAUUAUCCUGGCUUCCAUCCGCUGAGGGCUGUCCAGCUGAUGCGAGUGGGCAAACUGCAGUACAGUCAAGACAUGUUUCCUCAAGCACUGGAGACUUUGAAAGAGGCCUAUAAUAUUAUGAAGGUGACCCAUGGGACAGAUCACAGGCUGAUGCAAACCUUGAUGGACUUAAAGGAGCAGUGUGAGGCCAUCAUGAAAAUACAAUGAAGAAAUUAUCCGGUCUGGAAAACAAAAUAAUCAAGGAGAAAGGAAAUCAGAUGUUUUUUAUUACAUUAGGAAGCUUUUCAAUGAUUUUGUUGUCUUUUCAUCAGGCCCUACUUUGAUUACAAAAAUUUGUUGGUUUUCUGUAUCUUCUGAAUUGAGUUAAUGGUUGGAGGAAUAUGUGCUAUUUUCAGAAAGUUUCUAAUUUCUACAAGGCAAAAUGGUAGUGGGUAAGCCUUAGUAUUUGAUUUUAACAGAUACUGGUGAUAAAAAUACAGACAAACAUAUAGCGAGGAACAAUUUUCUUAAUUUUUAUUUAAUAACCAGAAUCUCCAGUCCAAAUACCACUGAAUGUAGGAAGAACUGAGACUUGAAUUCUAACUCAAUGAUACUUGACCCAGCUUCUCCCAUGUGUUUUAGGUAUUGAUUUCUGUAUCCAUCCCGUUAUCUCUGGAAUGAUCACAAAGUCUCACCUUACCACCUGUUUUAUGUCUGUUUAUCAGAACACCCUUUGGAUUUUUUUUUUCCUACCAAACACCUAAUUUAGAUGAUAAUACUUGAUUAUCAAUUUACAACACCCAAUUUAAUUGAUAACAAAUGCUGGGAAAUGCAUACAGUCUUAGCUUGUUACAAAAUAAUGUAAUUCCAUUGACAUCAGCAGCCAGUUUUUUGUGCCAGUUUAUGCCAGCAAUUGAAGAUCUAGUCUCAGAAAUAUUCUAUGUAGAGAGAGCAUAUUUUUCCCUUUGACUUACCAUUUGGUGUGUUUUCCAAAAGCCUGAUCCAAUACUAUUUGACAUUAAAUAAAAGACUUCCAGUGUUCUAAAAGAGAUUUUCUUCCCUUGCAUUUUAACUUUUGGGUUCUGUUCCUCUUUUUCUUGCCUUUUAUAUGUUAUAAUAGUGGAUAUUAAAAUGGAUGAAACAAAAAA